CACACACACACACGCGACAACGGCAAUUUUCGCUGACUCAGCAAAAGUCCCUCUCCACACAAGACACACAAGACGAGAGGAAAGGCAACACGCUCGCUCGCUCGCUCGCAGACCACACCACAACCACACGACCACGACGCUGGCUUGGCCACGCAUCACCACCACCACAUCAAGCAAAACAAGCAGCUUACGGCGUGGAUGAGCAACUCCUGGGCAUGUCCAUGCAGCUUGAGGACCUCGCAAGGGGCUUGACUGUGAAGGAGUUGAAGGAUGUUCUUCGGUCCGUCGGCCUUCCCGUUUCAGGCAAGAAGACGGCGUUGAUCGAACGACUGCAGGCAAACGCGACACCAGACACAUUCGCGCGUGUCAAGACCGCCCUCGCUCACAAACAACACCGAGCGCGCCAUCAACACCAACACCACCAUCAACACCAUCCGUACAACACGUCGUCGCUGCCCCCCGUCAACAUGCGCCCGCCAGACCCGCCAGGCGUGCCGCUGACAGGCAACUACCUGUAUCUGUCGCCGUUUCUGCGCGACGUUGUGCGCGUGUACGGGCCCGUCGCCCUGUCAGACGUCCCGCCACAACCAGGAGCAACUGUGGAAUCACAGCGGAAGACGCUGGAAAUUCCGUUCUCCGCCCAGCACAGAACCCUCUUAGAGAACAACCCCAACCUCCGCAUCUUCCUAAGGUGUGGGUUUCGCCCAAAGGAGACGCGAUCCCGCGAUUCUGUGCCCUGCAAGGACUUCUUCCCCGCCAACGCCCUCUGGGAAAUCAACGGCACAAAGCUCACCCGCCCCGGGGACGCGUCCAAGGGUGUGCAGCGGUAUUCGAAGCCGCUGGACAUCACUGCACACGUGCACCGGCGGCAGUACGGCAUGUACGCGUCACGGUUCACCCUCACCGCCCAGCGCUUCUCCCGCCACAUUAUGACCUUUGACCGCUCCGUCAUUGAGGUUGUGGUGGCGACGCUUGUGACGUCGGCGGACAUUGUUGGUCAAAUCCUGACCACGAGCUUUCAAUCUGGCAGGCAGCUCGUGAUUGAUAAGCUCAAACCCAUCUCCAGCAGCACAUCCACGGACGACUACGACGAUGACGAUGAUGAGGAUGACGACGAUGACGCGGUGGUGGUUGAGGACACGAUGCCGUGUCGCCUGCGCUGUCCCCUCACGCUCAUGCGCAUCAAGACCGCGUGCAAAGGCAAAGAAUGCAGCCACGUGCAGUGCUUCGAUGCCAUGAGCUACCUCAGAGCAAAUGAGCAGCGGCCGACGUGGGUGUGUCCGGUGUGCAACCACGACCUGUACUUCAAGGACUUGCGCAAGGACGCGUUUAUGCAGGCCAUCCUUGACAGCUCUGUGACGCAAUCGGAGAGCGAUGUCACGUUUUACAAGGACGCGAGCUUCACGUGCGCGUCUUCGCCCGCUGUGUCGCACACCAUCGCUGCGGAUGGCACAUGUCAGUCGACACCAGCCCCAUCAUCACAAACAACGGCAGUCACAACAACAGCAGCGGCAACAACAACAGCCACAACAACAGCAGCAGCAGCAACAGCAGCAGCAGCAACAGCGACGUCAUCGACAACAUCGGCAAUGGGGCCAUCAUCGUCGUCCUCAUCGUCGUCGCCAGCCACGCGGUUUGAUGGUGGCGGCAGCGGCAGCGGUGGUGAUGAUGAUGGUGAUGCGAGAAGUGGUGAGCAGGUGACAAAGCGGGCGAAACUCGGCAGUGCCACCGACGAGAGAGGGGGGGAGAGAGGGGGCGAGGGAGGUGCUGGUAUCGCCAGCAGUCGCGAUGGUGGUGACUGUGGUGGCGGUGCCAGGGAUCGAGUGGGAACACCGGGAACACGAGGCAGCGGCAGCAGUAGUGGCAGCAGCAGCCGUGGUGGCAGAAGCGGCAGAAGCAGCCAUGCCCAUGGCAGCGGCGGCGCGGCCGGUAUCGGAAAAGGGUUUACCGUUCCCGACACACACGGCAGCGACGACGGUGAAACGAUUGAAAUCAUCAGCAGCAGCGACGACGACGACGACGAUGGUGAAGUUGAUGAUGACGACGAUGAUGACGACGAUGAUGGCUAUGGUGGCUAUGGUGGUGGUGGUGGUGGUGGUGAUAAUGGCUUUGCACGUCGACGUGGUUUGCACGGUCAUGGCUACGGCGGCGGUGACGGCGGCGGUGACCAUGGACAGGGCGCGCUUGACACCGACACGGAUGUGAUACCUGGCGUGGCGUUUGGGAGCCGCACAGAGCUGGACGCGGCCAUUGCCGAUGCCCUGCGUGAAUUCACCGACGGCGGCGUGGGCAUAUUGGCUGACCCGAACAUGCCGUUUCACGCGCCGCCACCGCCGCCACCACGGCAACUACACAUGGCGGGACCACCACCGGCCACAACAACAGCAACAGCAACAACAACAGCAACAGCAACAGCAACAACGACGACGACGACAGCGGCAACAACGACACCUUCGCCAGCAGCAGCGUUACCAGGUGCCUUGCAUGCAGGCACUGGCGCACAUGUCAGUUCGAUGGUUGGUGGUGAUGAUCAUGGCGAUGGCCAACGCGCUCGUCAUGAGAGUGGGACUGACACCACGCGUGGUGACGGUGAUGGUGGUGGUGAUGAUGGGCUGUGGGGAUCGCGUGCACGCGUUGCCGCUGCUGCUGCAGAGACGCCCUCAGCCUGUGAGUCACAACGAGGCUGCUCUUGGCGCUGGUGA
Messenger RNA from Salpingoeca rosetta, 2702 nucleotides. RefSeq lists its product as uncharacterized. Bases 216 to 2702 code for a protein of 828 amino acids. The record is from RefSeq and is a predicted model, not a curated record. NCBI's taxonomy places the organism in Eukaryota, Choanoflagellata, Craspedida, Salpingoecidae. Gene Ontology annotation, molecular function: zinc ion binding; SUMO ligase activity. The transcript has 13 exons. Gene Ontology annotation, biological process: protein sumoylation.